Pocillopora verrucosa is the source of this 4635-nucleotide messenger RNA. The record is from RefSeq and is a predicted model, not a curated record. NCBI's taxonomy places the organism in Eukaryota, Metazoa, Cnidaria, Anthozoa, Scleractinia, Pocilloporidae.
CAGUGAUACAGAAGCGACUUGUUUAGGGCAAUACGUUUUAUCAUAGUGGGAGGACUCGGAACAGUGCUUGUUGACUUAAACUUGCUCAAGAUUUGUUACCUUCUUCAAAGGCAAAGUUAAGUUUCUGCUUAUUGGAGUAAAUUGUCUCCUGUUGUUUUCGAAGAUUCCAAAGAAGGCCAAUCGGUAACUUAUUAAUAAUUCAAUGGUGUGUGCACAUUUCUAUUGAAAGGCACCGAAACCUAUGCUAUUAUUGCUAACUGCCUCAAUCAACGACUUGUUUACAAUUUAUACGUAUUGCGCAUGAAACCUUUCAACGAGUCACGGAAAGCCUACUGCGUAUCUGCGUAUUAAGUAACGUUGUCUUCAUCACAAGCUGACGUUAUUAAAACCCUUCUGAAAGCGUUCGGUCGAAAGCGACAGUUUUGUUUGUUUACAUUCGUGGAUCAGUGCGUUCGUUUGAAACUUUAUUUUUGUUGACUGAAGGACGAAGGAAUAUAAACCGCCGAUGUUCAGUUUUAAACCAUCUGGCACUUCCGUCAGAUAAAGCACCUGUAUAUUCGUUACCAGCGCUUCAUCAAGUGCCAGUUUGCAGUUGCGACGUUUACUUCAGAAAAGAACCGUUCCGCUUGUUUAAACGUCAAACCGAGGAUCUCUGAUUUUACGAGUUUUGGUUCGAUGGUUAUACAUUUAUAUUGAAUUUUGGUGGACUUAUCUCACAGUAUGGUCACAAGGACAAGAGCUUUUACUUUCACCUACAGUGCUCCUUCUCCUGAUAUUGGUCGAAGAUCUGGUUUGAGCCGAAAACACUAUUAUGGCUCACUGGAAGCUAUUAACAGUGUGCAUCAAAGUGGAAGUGACUUGAGUGACAAUGCAGGGCGGUUCAGAAUGGAGAGUGGUGAAAUUGGCAUGCAGCCAUCAGUGCCACAGAAUGGAUUAGCUACAAGGCAAGGAAGUGGGGUACACCUUGAGAAUCCUGAGUUCCAAACAAGAUGGUACUUCAAGUAUUUUCUGGGAAAAGUUCAUCAGAAUUUUGUUGGCAUCGAUGGAAGCAAGAGUCCUUUUGUUCUAUCUGUUUGCCUGACAGAUUCAGAUAACUAUGGUGUUCCACAAUACCGAGCCAUUCUUUGGAGGAAAACAGGUGGUCAGAAGCUGUGCAUUCCAUACCAGCCAAACAAACCGAUUUCUCCAAAGACUGUACUACAAGCGUAUGGAGUUGACAAGUUUGACAAAGGUCCCAGAGAGGUGCUAAACCGUGAAUUGCAAAAGGAAUUGCUGGUUUUGGAAGAACAGGAGGGAUCCGUAAACUUUAAGUUUGGAGUUCUGUAUGCAAAACAGGGACAAACAACUGAUGAUGAAAUGUUUAGUAAUGUGAAGGUCAGCGAAGAUUUCGAGCGUUUCCUAGAACUGCUGGGUGACAAGAUAGAACUCAAGGGCUGGCAAAAGUAUCGUGGGGGACUCGACGUCAAAAACAACAUGACUGGCUUCCAGUCUCUUUACACAAUUUACGAAGGACAUGAAAUUAUGUUCCACGUGUCCACUUUGCUGCCCUUCACACCUGACAAUCCACAACAGGUGGAGCGCAAACGUCAUAUAGGAAAUGACAUUGUUAUUAUUGUCUUCCAAGACUGGGAUGGGAAGUCUUCGUUUAGUCCUCCAGCUAUAAAAUCCAAGUUUGUUCACAUAUACGCUCUUGUUUCUUUCAACAAAUCGGACAACAGCUAUCGGUUGACAGUGUUCUCUGAAAAGAAUGUGCCAAUCUUCGGCCCACCAUUACCAUGCCCACCGGUUUUCAGUAAUCACCAGGAAUUCAGAGACUUCCUUCUGGUCAAAUUAAUGAAUGGGGAGAAAGCCGCCUACGGAUCACCUACGUUUAGUAACAGGCGUCAGCGAACACUGGACAGCCUUAUAACUAGGCUUCUCCAAGACCACAUCCAUGAGAAACUUGGCGCCCGUAAAUCGUGGAAUGACGUUAUCACGGACCAAUCUCGAGGCAAUCGGCGGAAAGGAAUGGAAAGAGAGCAAGCUUUUCUUCAGUUCGGCCAGUCGUUAAAACUGAACAAAAUAGUGAAAGGCGAUGCACCAACAAGUCUAGCGAGUACGUCAGGGAACUUGAAAGUUGAGCCGUGGAAGCCUCAGUGUAUUUUGGAGGACUUUUCAACAAAGAUAUUUUGCGGGGAUUCUUGGGGCGAUAGUUUAGUUCUGGGAACAGAGGAUGGCAUUCAAAUGCUUCAAGGAGCAAAAAGGCGCUAUAUAUUUGAUAAAUCAGUGGUUGCGAAACAAAUCAACGUAGUGGAAGCUUUUGGGCUUCUUCUUUUUCGAGUGGACAAAGGUAAAGAGUUCCACUCCUCCAAGUUGUACGUCUUUAAACUGACAGACUUCGAAGACGAAGAUGAAGAACCAAAGAACCGGCAAUUUUGCAAAAAUCACAGAGUCGAGAAAAGCAAAGGAUGCCAUUUGUUCGCCGUGAGUCAGUCGGGUGAUGGUGAACUGAAGCUUGCAGUGGCUGUUGGGAGGAAAGUAGCGCUAUUACGCUGGAAGCAUCCUGUGGUGUGGAGCACUUGGACUGUAGGAAACAUCAAAGAUGUGGCGGAUGGAUUUGAGAUCAUCAAGGAAGUGACAGUUGGUGAAGCGCCGAUUUUAAUGACGUUGGUUUACACAAGUUCUCAUGAAAGUCGUGUUUGUGUUGGUUACAAGAAUCAGUUUGAUCUCAUCAGUGAAGCAGGAGACGUGUUCAAAAUACACAGUAUUGACAAACAAAAGAAGGCCACUCUUGUCUCGGCAGUAGACGUGUACGAAGAAGAGGUGUCAGAGUUACUUAUUUCCUAUAAUCACCAGUCAAUAUUUAAAAGGCUGACAGGAGAGCAAUCCUCCAACUUUUCAUUCCAAUGGAACUCGGCUCCAAACUCAGUUGUGUGCGCAUUUCCUUAUUUGCUGGCUUUCACAACGAACACCAUAGAAAUUCGUCUUGUCGUCAACGCAAACUUGGUGCAUACGCUCGUGUUACCCAAAGUCUCCCUAAUUUCAGCAAAGGCGGACAUAUACUUCAGCGCGUCGCCACCCAAAUCAUCGAACUCAUCAACUCAAGCAAUCGGAGGCGUUCAAACCCAGUCGUCUCCCAGCAACACUCAAGAAAAAACUUCGUUGUACAAGAUAUCAACAAUUUCCCUGAUGGGACAGUUUCUUGAUCCUCCUCUUACGCGCAAAGCAACGGAUGAUGUUACCAUGGCACCAAGUGUUGUUCUCAACUCAAAUAACGAGGAAAUCUCUAUAACAAGGCAGUGCAGUGAUUAUUCCCUUGAAUCACGGGAUACUAUUGACAAGGAUUUUCCCAUAAAAGAACCCGUGGGUAGAACAGCCUCGUGUCCACAGUCACGAAAAGUUUCGGACCCCUCAGAUCCGCGGGGUGCCGUGAAAUAUUCGACGAGUAGCAUUACAUGGACAACAGUGUGAGAGUUGUUCCGGUUUUAAUAGAAUAGAAGAUUUAUAGAAACAUGAGGAUCACCCCCCCUUUCCCCUCCCGUCCCUCUCCGAGUCAAAAAUCUCAACCCCUUAAGAAAGCAUCCACCAAGCUUUAUCCUUUGUCGAAGCGCUGUGAAGCGCCUUGAUCAAAUCAAAUGUUAAAAUGUUCUCAGAGGAAAUGUCCAAUGCAUUACGAAAAAAAUGUCAAAUUUUAGGUCAGAUACUAGCAGCACUGGUACGUAUUUUAAGUUUUCCCAGAAUGAAUAUGAAUUAUUACGUGGAUUAUUGUGAACUGUCAUAUGAACAGCGCGAAAAUAGUCCAAACAUUCCGAGUUUUAGUCCUUUUCCAUGGUAUCGGCAAUGGUUUUCAUCAAGCAGUAAUAGGUUCUUAAUAUUAAACACAGAUUUUCUCUAGCAUUUCCUUUAGACUCUCUCAUAAGACACCCUUGCCGCAAAUAUGGUUGUUAUAAUACCUUGUAUAUGGUUACAGAUCAUCAUUACUGGUAGUUUAAUUUCGAACAGUCAAUACUCUCCGUGUCUGUAGACCAUACUUGUUGCAGUCCUUGCCCGUUUGUUCUACGGGUAGAAUAAUCAAUCAUUCCUCCCCAUCCCUCUCUCAAGAAAGAUAAAAUUAGUUUUUGAGUUUUUCCAGUCGAAAGUCACUCCAUGAGUGAUUUAACAGUGUAAUAACGUUACCUACCUUAUGAACAUCCAGAGGCCAGCAGUGUUUGGCGAUCGUUUUUUUAUAGUGUAUAAGAUUCAUGAUAACAAUUGCAGUAAGACUUGCUUUUGGAACCCAGCUGAAUCAACUAAAAUGUGACCACCUAAACUUCUCUUCAUUACCGGAACUUUUCGUAAAGGUGAAAAGAUUGUGGUCGUAACGCUGGGUUUUGUCGUAGUGAGUGUUUUCAAACAGUGCUUUCAGUUUACUAGUGUUGUAUAUGAGGCAUAAUUCUUCCAUAAGUUGUGAAAACACUGAUUUUAAAGGAACAAGAUAUUUAUUAGUAAAAAAUUUUAUUUAAAAUGUAUUUUCUAUGAAACGAGUGUUUGCCUUGAUGUUGUACGUACGUUAGCCGACACUAUUCUAAUCUGAGAGAAUUGUUUUAUUGUAAUCGAAAGAAGUCACUAAAUAGAAGUUAUAUUGAAGAUUAGAAUUAAAAAAAGCUAUUAUAGAAA